AUGCCCCCUCGAGCUUCAACCGCACUCUUUACGUCUGAAGAUGCCAAGGCUGCGUUAAAUAUCUUCUGUUGUGUCUGUGGAAUUGGUUCACUAGGAAUGCCAGCAAAUUUUGCUCGUGCUGGAUGGGUCUUUGCAACGAUUGCAUUGCUAUUCAUGGCGUUUGCUAAUAUUUACGCAUCAGUGGUGUUAUCUAAAGUUUUUCUUGUGGCACCUUCGACUGUCAAGACGUACAGUGACCUUGGAGAUUGGGUCGCGGGUACAUGGGGCCGUUUAGUAGUACUUGUCUCUCAAAUGGGUGUGUGUCUCUUACUCCCUUGUGCUUUUCUUGUUCUCGGUAGUACUCUUCUCGACGUGUUAUUUCCAGACUGCUUUAGUCAGUCAGUAUGGAUUAUUUUCAUGGCUGCUACAAUUAUUCCAGUAGCUCUCAUUCCGACUAUGAAAGAGAGCACAGGAAUGGCGAUAGCUGGCUGUCUUGGCACGAUCGUCGCCGAUAUUAUCGGACUAUCGAUUCUAGUAACGGAAAUGAAAGGACAUCCAUCCCCGCCUCCUGCUGCCGUGACAACCCAUCAGGUUAUCAAUACAUUUGGUAAUUUAUCCCUCGCAUACGCUGCUGCGACUGUAAUUCCAGAUCUUCAACGUCAGCAUUCACAGCCUGAGCGCAUGCCUCGGAUCAUCAUCGUCAGUCUCGGAAUUGCCUCAGCUUUCUUCUUUGCUGUUGCUAUUACUGGAUAUGUUUCGGGUGGAUGUCAAAUGUCAGGGAAUUUGCUCUUUUCAGUUGUCAACACGUCGGAUCCACUCGCUUUUACGGCUUUACACUUUGUUGCAGAUCGUGGUGCCAUUGUCAUGGCAUUCUUGUUCAUGCAAAUGCAUUUGUCUGUCGCCUUUACAACUAUGCUUCAUCCAGCGUUUUACAUGUUUGAACGAAUGAUCUUGGGCAUGCAUAAGGUCGAGUCAUUGCACAUCGAAGGUGAAGAAAAGUCGUCGUAUCUUAACGCACCAACUCCUGGCGAUCUAGAAAGCAAUCGACACCAUGGUUCACAGCGUCCAAUAUCAAGUCAACGAGGCUCCAGUCGUCCACGCUCGAGUCGUUUGUCUGGAUAUAAUAGAAUGGUUGCAGAAGAAGACAUGUCCGAGUAUACAGGUGGCGCCAAUGUUGUGCGAUAUAUUGGGUUACGAAUUGUACUAAUCAUCACGUUGGUCGUUGCUUCCCUUUUGCUACGUGACCAUUUCCUCGAUCUUGUUGACUUUACUGGUGCUUCAUUUAUUACACUAUCCAGUUUAUUAGCACCGCUUGUUUUCUACAUGAAAAUCUUUUGGAACAAGAUUCCGAUAUGGGAAAAGUUCAUGUGUGUAACAAUUGCUCUCGUUUGCUCCAUUGCUGGUAUCUACGUCAUGAUUUCUUCAGGACAAAACCUUUUUAGUCCCAGCCGCAACAGUGACGCGCCAAAUUUUCCAUACUGCUCUGUGGAAUUUCAAGAUGAUCCAUACUACGUCAGGAGCGAAGCACAAUAG
Molecule: messenger RNA, 1512 nt
Organism: Plasmopara halstedii
Lineage: Eukaryota; Oomycota; Peronosporomycetes; Peronosporales; Peronosporaceae
Product: amino acid auxin permease family
Exons: 1
Coding region: 1-1512 (503 amino acids)
Biological process (GO): amino acid transmembrane transport
Cellular component (GO): vacuolar membrane
Molecular function (GO): amino acid transmembrane transporter activity
Source: RefSeq, a predicted model, not a curated record